UAGCUCUCGGUUUCCACAGACUGCUGGCUGUUUCCGCAGCGGUGCUGUCGUGAGUCGGUACUACGCUGCGUGUCCACGGUCUGUGCCCUCCUCCUCUAUCCCCUCGCCCCGCCUUUUCAUCGGGAGGGUUUCUUCUUCCCGAUCCAUCCAUCAUUUUUAUUCCCUUCUCAUUUCCCCCCCGUCUCCCCCUUGUUCGUCCCUGUACACGAUCUUGACGGCUCAGUUAAACAUAAUGGGGAUUUAAAACAGGUGGAAAACUCUCAGAGUCUGUCUCUCUCCAUCCAUCCGUCGCACUAAAGCUUCAGGGGAUCAUGCAACAUCUGAAACCAUGGCGAGCUCUGCUCCUUCUGGCGGUGCUCUACCAACCAGCUGUCUCUGAGAAAUACGGUUGCCUGUUUGAGAGAAAACUGUGCACAAGGGAUCAGUUCUGCUCUGACGAUGGGUUGUUUGGUCAGUGUCGGAGCUCCAAGCAGGACCAGAUCCAGUACCAGGUGACAGUUCUUGUUCUAAAGAGGAUGCAGGAAGUCCUCAAACAGCUCAUGCUGCAAGGUCUGUCAUGGCAAGAUGACAUCACCCAGUACAUUUUAUCAAAAGAACUGAAGAGAGUUCCCCAUACCACUGCUCUCUCAAAGCCGAUCUCCUCUUCACCCUCUUCUCAUUCAUCUCACUCAAAACAGCACAUCUCCCACCAACCCAACUCUAAGUCAGGGUCCACAUCUUCUGGUAGUAAAUAUGUGGACUACAUGUAUGUUGAGCCUCCUCAGUCCCCACUGCGUAUGCAAACAGCACCGUUGGACCCAUACGCGUAUUACCAGCACAGAUACCAAGACGAUGUGGAGAGAUCUCUUCUGAAUGGAGGAGGCGGAUAUGUUCGCCCCUCUUCAAGGUCUCAGGGCAGCCAGAGGGAACAAGAGCGGGACCGGCAGCUACUGCAGGAAGUUCUGUCUCUAUACCUGGCGUCUGCGCAGCCGUCUUAUCGGCAUAGAGGGUCUGCUCCCAUACCUCCUGCAGGUUUGCCUUAUUAUGAAGAUUUAGAGAUACCAGUGGACUAUGUGGAAGACUACACUCUAGAGGAGAGGCUUGGUACUGCAGGAAGACAACCAAACAUUCAGAAUAAGAAAGCUCCGCAGGAGUCUGCUCCCCUGGUUGCAAAUAAUGAUGGCUUGCUCCAGAGGAUGUCAGGUGUCUUGCAGAAGUACAACAUUGAUCCCAGGGAACUCAGUCAGGAGCAACUCUACAAGCUGGCUCUCAUACUGCAGCUGCUGCAAGGGCAGGACAAGACAGACCCAAAUGAGAAGGAUCUCAUCGCUCUUAAAGAGAUGCAGUUGUUACAAAAAGAAAGUGUGUCCAAACCAGAUAAGGCUGCUCCUGUUCCUGGUCCACGUGAUGCUCCUGCUGCCUCCUCUGCUAUAGUCCCUGAUAAAGCUCUACCUAAGAGUCCCAGCAUCCCCACAUCUGCCUCCAAGCCUCCACAGGCUGCUCCUGCUGAAGUUGAGAAAAGCUUUAAAGAGCCCUUAGUAGAGGGUAUGGAAGGCAAAGAGCAGUAUGGGUACAUUGUCACCAACCAAAGUCCCCUUAGUCUGUAUGAUGGAGUGAAGCUUUUGCAACUUCUGGCUGAAAAAAUACACCUGACAACCAGCAGCUUCAUCAACAUUAGUGUGGUGGGUCAGGCGCUGACUUUCCGCAUCCGCCAGAAUGAACACAACAUGACGGCUGCAGAGGUGGCUGCCAAAGCCGAAUCUGAGAAGAACUUUCUGGAGUCUGAGACUGGCCUGAAAAUCAUCCAGACUGGUGUAGGAGAGAGAACAAAUGCACGAGGUCUCCCUCAGGUAAUUAGGAUCCCUCCAGGAUCCAGUGGUACAGUCAUCACCCUCGUUUCCAUGGCAGUGGUCGGAGGUGUGCUCGUACUGGCAAUGGGCAUAGCUUGUUUCAGGCACUAUGGCCAUCAAGUAGCCAAUGGUAAACUCGGCUUGGGGCCAGAAGGAGGAGCAGAAACACACUUUGACUACCAG
This is a messenger RNA of Poecilia latipinna (sailfin molly), 2012 nucleotides long. Its product is annotated as receptor-type tyrosine-protein phosphatase-like N. The record is from RefSeq and is a predicted model, not a curated record. Gene Ontology annotation, cellular component: synapse; secretory granule. The annotation marks the transcript as partial. The transcript is spliced from 14 exons. Lineage: Eukaryota; Metazoa; Chordata; Actinopteri; Cyprinodontiformes; Poeciliidae. Gene Ontology annotation, biological process: regulation of secretion; insulin secretion involved in cellular response to glucose stimulus.